Messenger RNA from Prorocentrum cordatum, 2844 nucleotides. NCBI's taxonomy places the organism in Eukaryota, Dinophyceae, Prorocentrales, Prorocentraceae. The record is from the annotation of a GenBank genome assembly.
AUGAACGCGCCCGUGCCGGACAGCCAGCCAGACAUGCAGCGCGAGAUGGAUGCAGAUGAUUCGACUAAGCGCAUUUUGGAACGUUGGGAGCCCGCUGAUUUUCAGCGAAUUCUCCGGCGGCGUGGCGAAUUCGCAUUUGCCCGCGAGGUGGAGGGCGAGCCCGACAACAUGCUCAGCGUCAUCGCCAAGGUCCGCGCCAAGGCGGCCGAGCUAAUCGCACAGUGGCCGGCGCUGCCUGACGAAAGCGAGAAGGACGCCCUCAACGUCAUCGCUCUCUAUGCGAUGGAAGACCGCCUGUGGAGCCCUCACAACGAUGUCGUGGCAAUGCUCAUCGCGGGAGUUGUAUUCGGCCCGCUCCUCGUUGCCCACGACGACGGCGUCUUCGUGUACAAGCAGGGCGCCUUCCAAUUGAUCGAGGAGUUCAGCGCGACCGACACGCGCCGGCUCGAGCUGGCGCUGCUGAAGGCGGCCGCCAUGUUCAAGGAGAUCAUGGGUGAUGUCGUGAACAAGGACGUGACGGCCGUGUUCGAUGCGAUGUUGCCCCUAGCUAGGAGGACGUCAACCCUGUCGGUGGUUGCCACCCGUUUCGUUGGGAAGAGUUCCUCUGGCUCGCUGGUGGAAAUGGUCGGCAUAUGGAAGCAGGAGGAGCGCCCGGAGCAGCCCAGCAUCGCGGUCGUCUUCGAAGACGCGCGUGUCAAGAUUGACCCAGAGAAGCCAGAGGACAGCGCCGAGCGCAUGAAGAAUGUCGCGAAGUCGAUCGAGCACAAAUCGUACUUCUUCAUCCCGUGCAGCAUCGUGGUUCGGGCCCCCGAUUGGGCGGUGGACAAAGUCCGACUCUUCAUGGGCACGGGAUUCGCGGGGACGACGUCGGGUUGGAAGCUGGAGCUCCCCCUGGAAGCACUUGCUUUCAUGAGCCAAGUGAUGCCGCCAGUCCUCGUCCUCGAGUACGCGGACGGGGGGGAUUCGAAGUCGGCGCGGACGUUGUUGAGAGACAACGUUUGGCGGGGGCACCACAAGGUAAUCUCUCCGCGGUGCUUCCAGGAGCCCGACGAGUUCCGUAAGCAGGGGGGGCAGUUCGCGUCAGCGAAAAUCCUUACCAUUCAGGAGUGCACCCCCGGGGAGCCCAUGGUCGAGGACGUGAUGAAGUCGUUCAUCAGCGGGGAUCGUUUGAUGUGCCGGCCUCUGUUCGGCACGACCACUGCUUAUUACCGCUGGAACCGCGCGGCGCGCUUCUGGGAGUGUAACUGGGGUUUCCCCAGCAUAUCUGGUAGCCCAGAUGACAUCAGGAAGCUAUACGCCUCCGAGCGCCGCAUCAGGGUUGUGAAGCUCCAGGCGACGUUUACCAGUGACCCAGCGAAGGUCGACGUUGAAAACCGCAUCUUCAAGGAGGACACCGAGCUGGGCGAGUUCCUGGAAAGCCCGUUCGCUCGGCAGGCUUAUUUGGAGACAUAUUUGAUUCCGUGGAUUUUAGAGCGCGCUGCGUCGGAGUGCAGGGCAAUGGUGAUGACUCCGCCGCUCGAGAUCCUCAACGAGACCAGGCGCAUCGUUGCCACCAUGGCCAACGGCGGCCUGCAGGUGCCAGAGUCGUUCCGAACGCCGGAGGAGGACACUGCCGCGACGGAGAGCGCCGAGAAGAUAUGCCGCGACGUUCACGCUGACCAGGCGGCCAACGGCCUCAUCAAGACCUACGAGGUGAAGAAGAUCAAGUGCAUCCCUGGGAAGUACAGGGAGGGGAGGAAUGGCGAGAAGGACCGCCUUCAGGUCUUCUCCGAUGCAGUGUCUACGUGGCCGCACCUCUUCACUCUCCGCGAAGUUCGCGGCGGCGGCUUCGAACGACUGGACAUCGACCUCAAAAAGAUGGAGGAGGCGAUCGAGCAGGCGGGCGGCGCCGCAGUCUUCGGCGGAGGGUUCGCCUCCUGGCGCAGCACGUGGGAAUGCAAGGAGUUUCUUCGGGAUCGCCCCGAGGGCGGCGACGCCGAAGACACGUCAGAGAUCGCCGUCCGCAACCAGUGCGGGUCUCUCAUGGAGAUGUUCAACUACCAGAGGUUGUCUGAGAAGGUGGAUUCGGGCGAGAUUGCCGACGCAGGCUGCGCGAAGAUGCUGAUGCAGCGGAGCGUCCGCUGCGGCGGCGACAUGGCGCAGAUCGAGGUGCCGUACUACCGCAAGUUCGACAUCCCUGGCCGUCGCCUGGCUCAGCGCCCUUCCCUGCAGUGGAUGGCUCGCGACGACAGGACAGUCGCGCUGUCGCUGGAGCCAUCGAACUCCUUCCAGGGCGGGAAGGUUUUCGCCGAGGCUGACAUCAACAAUUGCUUCGUUGCCCUCCUAGUCAAGGAGAUCGAGCAGAUGUGCCAGAUGAAGGAAGACUUGCCUGCCCUCAUGGCGUUUGCCGCCAACUACAAGGCAUGGCGCUCGGCUCUCGCCGCCUACAUGUCAGUGUCCGCGAGGGUGGCGACGAAGUCCCUGGUCAAGAUCGCGCACCUGGGCAAGCCAGAUUGCGACCUCCCGUUCCUGUGGAAUCUUUCGGUGGACAUGCACAAGGCGGUGGACUUGCUUCUGGCCCAGGACAAGUUCAAAUACCUGGAAGGCCGCUUUGAGAAUCGCCGCUGUCCUCCCGCAUCGAAACUCCACUACGCCCUAAGCUCGAUCGAGGACAUGGUCUUGGCAGACCUGGAGGCCGAGGCGGCUUCCAUCCACGGGGUGUCUGUGAACACGUACAUGUUUGACGGCGCCGUGUUCUUGACGCCCGAGGACGCCGUGGCCGAUCUCCGCGCGGCAGCGAAUGCCGUCGCAGUCAAGUGGGGGCUGCGCGUGACCGUGGAGGUGAUCGGCGAUGGCCACGCUUAG